This is a messenger RNA of Chara braunii, 1376 nucleotides long. The record is from the annotation of a GenBank genome assembly. NCBI's taxonomy places the organism in Eukaryota, Viridiplantae, Streptophyta, Charophyceae, Charales, Characeae.
CACAUCAGCAACAGUGCCACGUCAGCAGUGUCCCGCCACCAUGACGGUCUCAGUUCUGGGCAUGCCAGGCCAACUGGCCAAUGAGUCCAUUGCCGAGUACCGACAGCGUUUCGAAGCUCAGCUCGCACUGAUCGAGGCUGAGGAGCAGCGUCAGGCGGCAGCCGAGGCUGCCUGCCUACAAGCUGAAGCGGCGGCAGCAGCUGAAAAGCAGCGGCUUCAGGGCGAAGCAGACGCAGAUACCCAGGCAUGCCGCAAGGAGGCCCACGAAAAGCUCAAAUUCUGGCAUUUUGAACCAUCCGAGCACCACGAAGACGCAACACCGGAAGAGCAGCACAAGGAGUUCCUUGCCAAACUCGCGACCCAGUUGGUUUUCACUUGUAACCACCUGCAGUCCAAGCUGGCGAACCUCCGACGGGCGGUGCGGAACAAGGAUCUACACGAGGAUGCUACACGGGCACUUGAUUCCCGUGUACAGGACUUGGAGCAAGUUGCACCAAGACCAGAUGCUGUACCAACUCCGUUGAUGGACGCCGGAGUAGAGGUUGUCGACCUUCACGACUAUGUUGCGAAGAUCGACCGCGAGUUCAAGACACAACGGUACGACGACAUUGACGCGCCAUUGUUGCACAUACGCAUUCAGGUCGGAGAGGCGACCUGCAGCGCUUUGAUCGAUUGCAGAGCUACUCGCAACUACAUGAGCCAAAACUUUAUGGUACGUGCUGGCCUUGGGCCACGCGUUCGGAGGAAGUCGCAGCCCACGCAAGUCACGUUGGCCGACGGUCACACGCACAAGUCAAUCGAUCGGUGCAUUGAUGCCGUCCCCGUGUACUUUGCCCCGCAUGCAAGCGACGUUGUGUCCUUCGACGUUUUGGACACCAAGUUCGACAUGAUCUUGGGCAUGUCAUGGUUGCGAAGCGAGGAUCACCCGGUGAACUACCGCCGCACCGUUCACGUUUGUGAUCGGAACGGAAUACUAGUCCCAUGCACGGUGCCUCCUCCUCACCCUUCGAUCAGCUGCCACGUGGUGUCCGCCGCAAGCAUUCGAGCUUCCAUCAUCAGGGAUGACAUCGAGGAAAUGGGAGUGUGUUUUCUCCACGCCCUCCCGCCCCAUGACAUUCCAUCGACGGACUCAUCACCGGACCCACGCAUCACCGAGCUUCUCGACGCCUACAGCGACGUGUUCGAAGCCCCGCACAGAGUAGUACUGGAUCGGCCCAUCCGCCACGAGAUCAUCCUCGAGGCCGGGGUCGUACCGUCGCGUGGUUGCAUCUACCGCAUGAGCGAGGAAGAGUUAAGUGUGCUACGGGCACAACUCGACGACCUUCUCGAGAAAGGCUAGAUUCGGCCUAGCUCUUCGCCAUACGGUGCUCCCGUUC